Molecule: messenger RNA, 555 nt
Organism: Penicillium expansum
Lineage: Eukaryota; Fungi; Ascomycota; Eurotiomycetes; Eurotiales; Aspergillaceae
Gene: gliK
Product: gamma-glutamyl cyclotransferase gliK
Exons: 1
Coding region: 1-555 (184 amino acids)
Molecular function (GO): gamma-glutamylcyclotransferase activity
Source: RefSeq, a predicted model, not a curated record
AUGGCUGCCGACAAGAAGGGUAUCUGGUACUUCGCCUAUGGCUCCAACAUGCGCUCUUCCGUUAUGAAACGACGAGGAAUAACCGCGCUGGAUGCCAAAGUAGUAGUUGUUUCCUCGCACUACCUCACGUUUGACAUUUUCGGAAUCCCCUACGCAGAACCCUCUUUUGCUAGUAUCGCCGCCUUCGUGUCAGAGAAGGUCACGAUACUUCAAACGGCAUCUCCCGCAGGUUGGACGGUGGUCCCCGCUGCCCAUGGUGUAGCAUAUCUAUUGACCCCUGCAGAUUACCGCCAACUGGUGAUUAGCGAGGGUGGUGGAGUUGCCUAUGAUGAAAUUGAAGUCGAUGCUGAGGUCCUCCAUGUCGAUGAAGGUGGGCAUGAACCAACGAGGUUGGUGGCGCGGAGCCUACAGGCCAAAUACCCCUGGGAGCCCAAUGGGGCUCCUAGCGCACGAUAUCUUGUUCGUCCACAUUCCUCGAUCUAUCUUCGGAAUCGUCCAAGCAACGAAUCUAAUCCUCUCUGGUUAUUUUGUCUUCUGAUAGGGCCUCCUCUCUGA